AACUGGUCAGUAUAAACCCGAAAAAGACUAAGAAUCAGCAGAAGUGAACUCAUACUGAGCCAAGAUGAAAGCGUUUUGUGUCGCUGUUCUUGUGCUGAAUUUCAUCUCUGUGUGCCAGCCUUCAUCAGUGGCCUGUGAGAGGUAUCUAAAAACAGCAGAUAGGGAGCAAGAUCUGACUGGGAAAUGGUACCUUAUAGCCAUGUCCUCAAACAGCUGCUGGGCUACUGCAUUCAGUGUCCUACCUUUCGGUGUCUAUGUGAACAUUACGGCAAUGGAAGAAGCAAACAUCUAUGAAGCCACCUUUUCACUGAAAAUGUUUGGGCAGUGUAAAAAUUUAACUUCAAAAAUUCACUACGAAAAAAGCACCAUAACUGAGAUUGACAGCAAGGGUGCCAAAAGUGAUAAUGUAAUGAUACUUCUUCAAAGGAGGUGCCAUGAUUGUAUUGUUAUAAAGGGAGAUGGCUUCACUGACAUUCUUGUGCUUUUAAGUAAGCGAAUGUCCAUCACUGAUGAUGAGAUGGAGGCAUUUGAGAUACAAGCAGAAUGUCGUUACUUGUACAAACCACAGAUCUUUGGUUCUGAUCAUGACUACGAGAACUGCACAGUUGACGAUGGCAAGACUGAAUAUGCUUCUUCAGAAAUUCCCCAUAUGCGACAAGCAGUGCUAAACAUCUUCUCACAGGUCUUCACAUGCGUACAAGACAAAGUUUUGUAUUACCCCCGUGCUGCCUUCCAGUGGGUGCAGUCAACAUGGAGUAAUUUGUGGUGAAUGUAGAGAGACACGCUAUAAUAAAUAUUUGCUUAUUUCAAUCAUGUGCACUUGAAACCGUGCUGUCUUUAGUUUAAAGAUUUGAAGAGAGUGUAGAAUGAAUUAUAAAUACUACAGUUUACAGAUGAACAAUAUUUGAAUAUUAAUUCAAAAUAUCAUUAUAAUGCAUUUAUAUCUGUCCUUUACCUCUCAACUACUAUUCAUCCAACUUGCUGAGGUCCAGAGUAAGGGCAGUGUCUAUUUUAAGGAUGCUCUAAAGUGCUGUGUUCCAAUUUUUUCUGUCGCAUUUCUGUUGCUAUUAAACAUUUAUGAAAUUCAGUGUGGAAUCAACUGUCAAAAGACUCAAUCUUCCAAAGACUCAUUUCCUCAAAAAAUCACUGUUUCAGCAGAAUUUUCCAGGGGUCCUAUCUGGACAAAAAGACAGUCAUUUGAAAUUUACAACCUCUGUAAAUGAUUUUACAUAAAGUGGAAUUCAUAUUUAGACAUUGUUAUGAUGAGCCCACCUACUUCAAUAUCAAAAGAACAGCAGAUGUAAAUGUCAGAGGGUUUAAAUAUGGUCAUUUUGGUUUUCUAUUCCCUAAAAAAAAACGUUCAAGCGUUGACUUUAAUUCAUGGACCAAAAGGUGUAAUAACUACACUUGUAAAAACUUGUGAAAGUUCUAGUCAGUAAUAGCUUAAAAAAUAAAGUGAAAAUGAAAAAAUUAGCUAUAUGAAUAAGAGACACGAGAGAAUUUAAAAAUGCAAUAUGUCUCCUGCCUUUUCUCAAAGGCCAAAGUGUAACUUUACUUACACACAAACAUCACAAUAAAUAAUGAGUUGUGGGAAAGUAAA
Molecule: messenger RNA, 1600 nt
Organism: Haplochromis burtoni (Burton's mouthbrooder)
Lineage: Eukaryota; Metazoa; Chordata; Actinopteri; Cichliformes; Cichlidae
Exons: 6
Coding region: 65-769 (234 amino acids)
Source: RefSeq, a predicted model, not a curated record